AGAGAGAGAAAGAGAGAAUACAGAGGAAAACAGAGAGGAAGUUUGACAACCCGAAAGAAGAAGGAGGAAGAAGAAGAAGAAGAAUUAUGGGAGAUGUUGUGUUGUUUGUGGAUGAUUUUGAAUUGAGUUCUGCAGUUCCACACUGUAGAAUCUGCCAUGAAGCGGAAUUCGAGAGCUGUAAGACCUUGGAGGCUCCCUGUGCUUGCUCUGGAACCGUUAAGUUUGCUCAUAGAGAUUGUAUACAGAGGUGGUGCAAUGAAAAAGGGAACACAACUUGUGAAAUCUGUCUCCAGGAAUAUGAACCAGGCUACACAGCACCACCACCCCCCAAGAAGGCUCAGCUGGUUGAUGUAGCAGUGACCAUUAGGGGAAGUUUGGAAAUUCCAAGAAGACGGCAGGAGCUGGAGGACCCAAGAAGAGUGGCCAUGGCUGAUGGCCCUGAAUGCACAGCAGCUGCAGAUAGAGGUGCUUCUUGCUGCAGAGUGGUGGCUCUCAUUUUUACCGUCCUUUUGCUUGUGAGACAUCUGUUUGCUGUGGUUACGGGCAGCACAGAAGAUUAUCCAUUCACACUUCUAACAUUACUUAUACUAAGGGCUAGUGGAAUUAUUCUCCCUAUGUACAUAGUUAUUCGAACAAUUUCAGCUAUUCAAAACAGCAUCCGGGAACACUAUUAUCAGGAUUCUGAAGAUGAAAGCCCAGAAGAAGUAGACGAUGAAGAAGAUGAGGAGCAGCCACUUCAUAGUGGGGUCUGAGUAGAGCCCUAAUGUAUUUUUCCCAUGCCUUAAUUCAUUUGUACAAGAGCAUAAUAUCUAUGCUCCUCAGUUGAAACUCCCCCUUUUUUGGGUAAGUGAAUAGAGUUUUCUUCAAAAGCAGCUUUUUUGGAUCAA
Vitis riparia (riverbank grape) is the source of this 887-nucleotide messenger RNA. RefSeq lists its product as uncharacterized. The transcript is spliced from 7 exons. Bases 87 to 752 code for a protein of 221 amino acids. Gene Ontology annotation, molecular function: zinc ion binding; ubiquitin-protein transferase activity. Gene Ontology annotation, biological process: protein ubiquitination. Gene Ontology annotation, cellular component: membrane. Lineage: Eukaryota; Viridiplantae; Streptophyta; Magnoliopsida; Vitales; Vitaceae. The record is from RefSeq and is a predicted model, not a curated record.